AUGGUUGAACUUCGCAAGCGCAAGGCCCCCGCGCCUCCUCCUGUCGUGGAGAAAAAGAGCAAGCCUGGUCCGAAGCCAAAGGCGACCAAAAAGGAGGAGACUGUCGCGCCAGUCGAUGAUGAUAAGCCAAAGGUACCUCAGGUGGGCGAUGUCCUUGACCUAGAGGCCUUUGGUGGCGAUCUCGAGACCAAUGAAGGCACCGCGACCUCCUUGAAGAAGCUUGUCGACGACAGCAAGGCUGGUGUGGUCAUUUUUACCUAUCCCAAAGCUUCGACUCCUGGAUGUACCAAGCAAGCAUGCCUCUUCCGCGACAACUUUGUCCACCUUUCAUCCACCGGUCUAUCUAUCUACGGUCUUUCGGGCGACUCGCCCAAGGCCAACACCACUUUCAAGACCAAGCAGAAUCUUCCAUAUGAACUGCUUUGCAACCCAAGCUAUGGCCUCAUCGGCGCCAUUGGUCUGAAGAAGGCCCCUAAGGGGACCAUUCGCGGUGUCUUCGCCGUCGACAAGAGUGGCAAGGUUCUGAUUCGUGAGCAGGGAGGUCCUGAUGCUACCGUCGAUGCUGUCCAGAAGAUUGUGGCCACGGGUUCGGCCAAGGAGGAGGCAAAGGAGGAUACUGAGAAGGAGAACGGUGAUGAGGCGAAAUAG
Molecule: messenger RNA, 648 nt
Organism: Penicillium waksmanii
Lineage: Eukaryota; Fungi; Ascomycota; Eurotiomycetes; Eurotiales; Aspergillaceae
Product: thioredoxin peroxidase DOT5
Exons: 2
Coding region: 1-648 (215 amino acids)
Biological process (GO): cellular response to oxidative stress; cell redox homeostasis
Cellular component (GO): cytoplasm
Molecular function (GO): thioredoxin peroxidase activity
Source: RefSeq, a predicted model, not a curated record